This is a messenger RNA of Paramuricea clavata, 329 nucleotides long. Lineage: Eukaryota; Metazoa; Cnidaria; Anthozoa; Malacalcyonacea; Plexauridae. The record is from the annotation of a GenBank genome assembly.
UAAUGGCAACAGUAGCAGUGUUAAAAAUGAUCAGGAAAUUGGGGAUGAUGGUGAUAAUGAAAGUGAUGAUGAUGGUAUUGACGAUGAUGAUCAUGGUGUUAAUAAUAGUGAUAGUGAUGGUGGUUAUGGUGAUGAUGGUGAUAAUGAUGAUGGUGGUGUUGAUGGUGGUAGUGUAAGUGAAUGGAGCAAAAGUGGCAAUUAUGAUGAUGGCGAUGUUAAUAUUCGUAGUAUGUCAGAACUUGCUGAUGCUGUUCAAAAUAAUGAUGUGAUAGAAAUUGAUGAAGGUGUCAGUACAUUAGAAAGAAAUGACCUACAGAAAAGAAAAUCAU